Molecule: messenger RNA, 1224 nt
Organism: Osmerus eperlanus (European smelt)
Lineage: Eukaryota; Metazoa; Chordata; Actinopteri; Osmeriformes; Osmeridae
Product: eukaryotic translation initiation factor 4E-binding protein 1-like
Exons: 3
Coding region: 337-714 (125 amino acids)
Biological process (GO): negative regulation of translational initiation
Cellular component (GO): cytoplasm
Molecular function (GO): eukaryotic initiation factor 4E binding
Source: RefSeq, a predicted model, not a curated record
UAGCUCUUUCCACCUCUUUCCUGUUUUGUGUGAGUGCUUGCUUGAGACUGAGUGGAAGAACGUGCUGGUAAGGUCCUUUAAAAAAAGACCCUGGCCAGUUAUUUAGGUUGCGUGUGGGAAUGUGAGUAGUUUAGAUCAUAUACUAUCAUUUGCACACGUUAUGAAACAGGAAGUUAUUUAUUUGUAUAUAUGAGAGAAUAGCAAGGGAACAAAAAAGCAAAGACGAAGAAACAACAGACUGCCUUGUUGUUUGCAAGUCAGUAGCGAGCUAGCUGUCUGCAAGUUGUCAAAUUUAGCCAUAGUCUAUCAUAGAGCAAACGAUCCAGUGUUUUGAAGAUGUCUACGGGAUGUCAGAACAACGCCACUAGCAAGGCCAUUCCGACAACCAGGAGAGUCACCAUUAACGACGCGGAGCACAUGCCCCACGAUUACUCCACAACUCCCGGAGGAACGCUGUUUAGCACAACCCCUGGAGGUACCAGGAUCAUCUACGAUCGGAAGUUUCUCCUGGAGUGCCGCAGGUCCCCAGUGGCCAGGACCCCACCUCGCUGCCUGCCCGACAUUCCAGGGGUGACGAGCCCUCCGUCCAAACUCAUCCUCCAGGACAAGGCCCAGAAGGGAGAACCACUCGUCAACGUCAACAACAACAUCAUCGUCCCACCUGCUGACAAGAGCGGAGCCGGAGAUGAUGCACAGUUUGAAAUGGACAUCUAACCGCUUGGCCAGUGGAAGGACGUGAAUCACCUACCCCUGUAACCAUGAUGCUGAAGAGGGCCCCCCUCGACCCUGCUUCUCUCUGUCCCUCCCCCUUUAACCAUCCUUCCGUUUCCAUUCAGUCCGCUCUUCCGCUGUUGUAAACGACAAAAUCUCUGCUACGACUGUGAAACCUGAGGCACGAGAGGGUUGAGACCGUUCAGUGUGAUUAUAACGUCGGUUGUGCCUUGUAUGUUUCAGAGUAGCUACUGUUAAACGUAAACACAGAACACCGAACUUGACUUAUUUUCUAUCUACUCAACCUUUUGUACCCGGAAUGUGCCGGAAAAACAGCGGGUGGAUUUUUCUCGCUGGAAGCGGUAGGCCUUUUAUUUGUAUUCUAUGGAUUUGAUGAUUCUCUCACGUCGUGGUGACGUCUGAAUGACCUUUAACCUUCAUACCCAAUCACCAUCAAGUCUGUCUUCAGGUUGCCUUUGAAAUACUGCACCAAUUUAUAAUUGUUUUUCUGAU